Scomber japonicus (chub mackerel) is the source of this 4572-nucleotide messenger RNA. It is a transcript of the gene fmn2a, whose product is annotated as formin 2a. The transcript has 17 exons. Gene Ontology annotation, biological process: intracellular transport. The coding region runs from base 1 to 4572 and encodes 1523 amino acids. Gene Ontology annotation, cellular component: endoplasmic reticulum membrane; nucleus; cytoplasm. Lineage: Eukaryota; Metazoa; Chordata; Actinopteri; Scombriformes; Scombridae. The record is from RefSeq and is a predicted model, not a curated record.
AUGCAGACUAUUAAGACAGUGGAGACCCAAGUGCCCUUUCUGAAAGAGAGUUUCUUUACCACUACUUUCAAAGGCAGGAGGAAGAGUAGCGUUACCAAUCUCCUUCGUAAACAGCAGCACUCAAUCCUUAAUCAACAACACCACCAACAACAAUGUAUUUUAGAGCACCAGCCGCAGCAUGCAAAGCAAUUUCUUUUCCCCUCAUUUGAAAACGGACAAGGGCAGUGCACUCCGGAGCUUCAGCGCCUAGCUCGCUCAAAUAGCAGCCCGUUAUGCAAGACAGAUGAGUGUACAGGAGCAGAUGGGGAUAGAAAGGAGGGGCAAAUGGAGAGAAAGGAUCAGAGAGUGAGAGAGGAUGUGCAGGGGAGGGGGGCAGAGCGAGGAGUGAGUGGUAGUGAGCCCGCGGCUGUCAGUGCCAGUCUCCUCCUCCUUUCAUCAUCAGCAUCAACAGCACUGGGGAAGGCAGCAUCAUCCUCACAGCUGCCUUUAACUGUGGUGAGUAAACAGCAGGGAUCAUCUAGCUCUGAGAGGACGCUGACCAACAGAGGACCAGCAUCAGCCCAGGAGGAAGCCCAGCAUGCCCAGUCUCGACCCCAGCAGAAUGGCCUGUUAGCCAGGGGUGUCCGCCUGCUGAAGAACAUGGGGAACCAGGAGGCAAAGCAGAAGAAAGGAGGAGGUGGUGCAGCAGGAAGGGAUGUCUCCUGUGAUGAUGAUGCUGAUGAGAGGGAAGUAGAUAAAAAAUCUAAGAAGUCUAGCAAGACCAGCAAAGGAGGGGAACAAAAUGGUAAGAAGAAAUCAAAGUCAGAGUCGAAGGGUUCUGUGUUUUCUGGCAUGAAGAUCAGGAAGAGUUUUUCCAAGGCAAAAGGGUUGUCUAAGGAUGACAUGUUGGAAGAUGGGAGGUCAGCACAUUUUGACAAAGCAGGGCUCAAGCCUGGUGAAGAGGCAAGCCUGUCAGCUGAUGAGAUGGGCAUGCUAGAUGGUGAAGGGGAUCUAAGCUAUUUGAACACAGACAGUCACCAAUCCAUUGUGGAUGAGAUGGGCCGAAAGACGAGUUCUGGGUCGGAUGCUGACCAUUACAGUUUUCACUCAGCAGCAGCUGAAAAUGAAGAUCUGCUUUUUGACAUCCAGCAGGCCAUAAGAAACCAAUGUGUGGCCAGUGACAGGGUUCUAGAAAUGGUGACUGGUCAUUUAUCAGAAGAGUUUAUCUCUGGGGGGAGCAAAGUCCCUGAGAACAUAUCUCAUCAUCUGCGUAACUUGGCUGAGGAAGUUUUCUCUCCACCUGUUGACAGUGAAUAUUUAGCUCAAGAAUAUAAAAACUUGGAGAACGAAGGCCGUGUCAUACCCAUAUCAAGAAAUUCAUCUGGUCCUGGGUCCCUGAGCGAGAGUGGGCCACCAUCUUCAGCCCCUGACACAGAGAGAAGCAGUGGCAGCCUUUUCCCAAAGACCAACAGCACGUAUAGCUUCCCUGAUACUACAGCCACUACUACCUCCUAUGAGAGUGCUGACGAGCCCCAGGAUGACCUGGAGAGCCCAUUUCUGCACCCACAGCUGAGUCAAGGUAAUCGGGCUGCCCAGAGCGAAGUUACAAGUGUGCCAUGUGUCCGCUUGGACCCUACAGGGGCAGGUGCAGGGCCAAUAGGAGUUCACAAGAGUGUGAGCAGCAUGGACCUGUCUAUGGAGAGGGAGGAGGUUGAGGAAAGUAGGAGGUGGGACUUCCUGUCCCUCAAAAGGAGGAAGAGCAGUAUGUCCAUUAGCCAGCUAACACCAGACAGCCCAAAUGCUUCUCAACCUAGACGACCAUCUUCCAACUCCCCCUCAACUGUUAAGCUCUACCCUCCAGUCCACCCCUCCUAUGUUAAGACUACCACCAGGCAGCUCACCUCUCCAAUUGGCUCCCCCAUUACCAGCCCCAAUGUGCCAAGGAAGGAUGCCAUCUCUACUUCAGUGGGAUCAAGUGGGGGCCAGGGGUUUAGGAGACGCAAGCAGAGGUCCUGUUCCAUUGCUGGGCCCUUCAGUGUGUCUGCAGACUGGUCCACAGAGGUGGAUGAACUGAGAGGAAGGCAGAGUGAUGGGGCCAAAUUCUCAGAGCCAGAGACACCAGAGAAGGGUUACACAGAAGGGACUUACUGGACUCUGGGCUCUAGGAGAGCACAUUAUGGACGCCAGACCUCCAGUACCACUACUACUACAGCACCCUACCUGGAUGUCUUCUCUGGUCGAGCUCUGUUGGACAGGCUGUGUUUUCAUCAAGGAGAUGGGUCUAAUGAAGAGGCAGCAAAGGAACUGUGUCACCGAAUGUUGGUCCAGGGUCUGCUUCACCCUUUCAAUGACAGUGCUGGAAAGCUCCAUGGUGACAUCACUGCCUCAGCCACUACGCCAGUCUUUAAUGAGGAGCAGCUGUACACCUGGGCAUCUGUUGGCCUGCCAGUAUCUUCCCACCUGUGGGAACUCUAUGCGGGGCGAACUGCAGGCAGAGUACAAAGCUUGAGAUCUCCUUUGCAUCAAUCAUCAGCCAAGAAUGCAGGAGCACUACACUCUCCGACAGAAACCAGCAGGUUGAAGUCAGGUCAGUCAUCCUCAGAGGAUGAAAGCUGUCUCAUCCCUCAGCUGGAGAGGACCAUCGAUGACCUGCGGAUUAAAAUUGCUAUGUUGCAGAGCCAGCAGGCCUCCUUGGCAAAAGGCAGCGGGGAUAAUAUGGGAGCCCUGGGUACUGCCCACCACAAGGCCUCACAGAUGAGAGGAGAAAGAUUGGGAAAGAUGAGCCAGGAGGUAUCUGUCCAGACCUCGCCUGUGGAGGAGGGAUUUAAGUUUGAUGUGCCUUUCAGCGGAGGAUCAGACAGUGUGUCGUCCUCUGUGCCAUCCAAAUCUACAGAACACUUUGUCUGCGUGUGCCAGCAGAGGCAGCAGAGCAGCACGCAUUCAGUUCCCCCACCCCCACCUCCACCACCAUUACCAGGAGGUGCUGCUCCUCCACCACCACCUCCCCCACCUUUACCUGGGGCUGGACCUUGUCCACCACCUCCUCCUCCUCCUCCCCCUCCUCCACCAUCAGGUUUUGGACCUCCACCACCUCCUCCUCCCCCGCCUGGUUUUGGACCUCCACCCCCACCACCCCCACCGCCGGGUAUGGGCCCUCCUCCACCACCCCCACCACCAGGAAUGGGUCCUCCUCCUCCACCGCCACCCCCAGGGUUUGGGCCUCCACCACCACCAGGCCUCAUGCCCUCCAUGAUGGCCCAGGAAGCUGCCCCUGCCAAGGGAGUGAUAGAGCCCCCCAAGCCAAUGAAGCCACUCUACUGGACACGCAUACAGCUGCAUGCUAAAAAACAGAGUGACUCACUGGUGUGGGAGAAUAUCAAUGAACCAGCUGUAAACUUUGAAGAAUUUGUGGAACUCUUCUCCAAAAGUGCUGUUAAGGAAAAGAAAAAGCCAAUUUCCGACACAAUCAGCAAGUCCAAGGCCAAGCAGGUGGUGAAGCUUUUGAGCAACAAGCGAUCGCAGGCUGUGGGUAUUCUGAUGUCCAGCAUCCAUCUUGAUAUGAAGGACAUCCAGAAUGCCGUCCUAAAUAUGGACAACGCUGUGGUUGAUCUGGAAACUCUGCAAGCCCUUUAUGAAAAUAGAGCUCAAAAUGAUGAGAUGGACAGCAUAAAAAAACACAUUAACACAGCCAAAGACAAGGAGGAUGCCAAACCACUGGACAAGCCUGAGCAGUUUCUAUUCCAGUUAUCCCAAAUUCCCAACUUCUCUGAACGGGUGUUCUGCAUCCUGUUUCAGUCGACUUUCCAUGAAUGUAUAACCUCAAUCCUUCGCAAAAUAGAAAUCCUUCAGAGGGUGUGCAAGGCUCUCCAGGGCAGUACAUGUGUAUUGCAGGUUCUGGGCCUGGUGCUUGCUUUUGGCAACUUCAUGAACGGAGGCAAUCGUUCUCGAGGGCAGGCCGACGGCUUCACCUUGGACAUUCUGCCAAAACUGAAGGACGUUAAGAGCAGUGAUAACUCGCAGAGUCUUUUGUCCUACAUUGUUGCUUACUAUCUAAGGCACUUUGAUGAGGAUGCUGGCAGAGAGACGUGUGUCUACCCUUUGCCUGAGCCACAGGACCUCUUCCAAGCCUCCCAGAUGAAGUUUGACGAUUUUCAAAGAGACCUCCGCAAGCUGAAGAAAGACCUCAAUGCAUGCUCAGCUGAGACGGAGAAGGUAUGCAAGUUGUCCUCUGAAGGGAACCUGCAGCCCUUUAAAGACAAGAUGGACACAUUUCUCAGCAAAGCCAAAACUGAACUGGAAACACAGGAGAAGCAGCUGGCAGAUACUCAGAAGAUCUUCUUGGAGUUGAGCGUGUCCUUCUCAGUUAAACCCAAGGCAGGAGAGAAAGAGGUUUCUCCCAACACUUUUUUCUCUGUUUGGCACGAGUUUUCCACAGAUUUCAAAGAUCAUUGGAAGAAGCACAAUAAACUGAUGUUACAGGCACGGGUGAAAAUGGCUGAGGAAUGCUUCAAACAGGCUAGAGAGAAAGCUUCCUACAAUGUCAAACCCAAACAUGCAACUGGAAUAAAGGCAAAGCUGGGUCAGAAGAUCUGA